AUGAAUCAUUUAGUACCCGAAAUUUAUCUCGCAGCGUUCAAGGACAGCAAAAAAUUUGAAAGGAAAGGCAAGCUUCAAGACUCUCUCACUGCAAUUGAAAGAAUUUCCACUGAAGCUGCCAAUUUAUCAUUUCCGAUUUCCAUCGACAUCACAAAGCAGAUAGCUUCUCUUUGCAAUAAACUUUCACUCCAUUAUUCUUCUCCAGUUUCCUACUUAAGAAGAGCUGAACAAGUGCUAAUGAAUUGGCUUAAUAAUUGUGAUAAAGAAAAUCAAACUCUUGACGAAAAAAUUUUCAGAUUAAUUCUGCUGACAUUUAAUAACUGGGCUUCUUUUCAUCAAGAAAGCAAAAACUAUCACAUGGCUUUGAGCUAUUUAAUGAGAGCUCUCAAAAUCAUUGAUAAGUAUCCAGCUAGGUUGCCAGACUCUCUACAAUUAAUUGCAAAAUCUCGCUUAAGUGUGAGUACAUUGUAUUUUGAAUUGAGAAGAUAUAAGGAAGCUAUUAAACAUGCUGAGGAAGCAUUGGCGACUUUGCAAAUUGAAAUGAAACAGAGGUUGGACGGGAAAUCGGUUGCAAAUUUGAAUAAAAAAGACAUGAAAAAGGUGAAAACGCUUGUGACUACUUAUGUAAUAGCAUUUUAUACAAUAGGACUUUCUGAAGAGGCUUUGGGAAGGAGAAGCGCAAUGCUGGAUGCUUAUAAUAAUGCAGUAAAAAUAGCAGACCAGUUUUUGUCUGGAGAAAGCGAAAUGUUGCAAACGAUAAAGCAAACGCUUGCUGAUGUGAAUCUUAUAGCUCCGGAAACAAUAGAAAAAAGAAUUCACAAGCCAAUGAAAAGGAGAGACCUGAAGCUAAGCUUGGAUAAUCAAAUAAAAAAAGAAAACGAGCCGUUUGAAUUCAAAACUGCAUGCAGCUUCCCUGUAAGCAAAGAGCCAGCGGAAACUGACCAUUUAAAUUCCCAAGCUUCAUUGCCAAGCUUAAAUUUCCCAUCAACUGUACAAACAAGACUCCCUGGGCGCUAUUACUCUGAAGAACAGCUGAAAAAGCUCCAGAAAAAGAUGACAGUGGACUCACAGCACCGCUUUGUCAGUGUAGAUGAAUACUUUUAUACAAAAAUAAGCAAAACUUUAAAUGUGAAAUCAGAUAUCAAACAUCUUCGUCCUUUAACAGCAAAAGGAGCAAUCACCAAAUGGGAGCAAGAAAUUGAUGACAAGCGAAAAAUUUCUGACUUAAGACUAAGAAAACAUCACAGGCAGCUUAUCACAGACAGAAAUCCUUAUGAUCACGUUGGAAACCGUAUUGACAAGCUAAAAGAAGAAGAUAAAGAUAACCUAAAAAGACAAGAAAUCGCUAUGAAAUCAAAAAUGAAAACAAAGGUCUACAAAAAUCUGAUGAGAGCUUUAAGCGGAAAAGGAUACAACUCUUUGCCUCCACAGAGACUAUAUUUUAAACCUCCAUUGAUACAAAACGCUGAGUUGACCCAUGAAUCAACAAAAUCAGAGCUUUUAGGGAAAAAUACUAUUGGAGAAAACCAUAACUUUAAAUCUGCUAAUGAUGAAAUCGAGACAAUUAUGGAUAGAAUUAAUCUAGAAAUGAAAGAAAUCGACUUUGAGAUGGGAAUUGCUCGAGAAAAGACUCUUGAAGCCCCGAACCCAGAGCCACUUGAUUCAAAUCUCGCGAAAUCUACCUUAAAGACAUCAGACAGUUUUCACGAGGAGCAGCCAAAGAAAAAAGAAAAAAUCAGGGCUUCUUUGAAGCGGUCAACAACAGGCCCCCGAAUUCAAUCUGCAUAUAGCGCUUAUAAAUUUUAG
Blepharisma stoltei is the source of this 1806-nucleotide messenger RNA. The record is from the annotation of a GenBank genome assembly. Lineage: Eukaryota; Ciliophora; Heterotrichea; Heterotrichida; Blepharismidae.